AUGAAUAAAUUGAUUCUAGUCCUUCUCUUAGUUGCUGUUGCCAACUAAACUAAAUCUAAUGAUUAAAUGACUUUAGGAAGAGGUAAGCAUAAGAAUUAUCAAAAGAAUUAAAAUUAGAAGAAGCAUUUCAUUUGAGUGUUGAUCGAUUUAAUUGUGAAAUGGAGCCAAGAUUUUAUGAUUUUGUCAUUCAAGAGCUUUUUAAAUGGAUCGAUAUUAUAGAUAAUUAAUAAAAAUUACAGACGGAUCUCUAAAUAAUUGAAUAAAUAGUUAAAUUAGUAGAGAAAGUUAAGCAUAUUGAAGGAAUUUAGAAAGGUAAUUAUAUAGAAAUUAUAUCCAGAAAUGUUUUUACAUAUCAGUCAAAGACUUUCAUCAUCAGUGUCAGAAAUGUCUCUAGCUUAAGUAGAAAGUAAGUGGGCAAAAUAUAGUAUUGAUGAAAUUUAAUAAUAAAUGAGGGAAUUUUCUUAAGUAACUACUUAAAGCGAAAGAGCUACAAAGGCAAACACAAUUAUUAAAAACUUAUAUAAUAUGGAACAACAACUGUAAUAAUAUUUAAAUUAGAGCUAUCAAUAUCAAAAUAGUUAGGAAUUAUAUAAAAAAAUUGAGGAACUUAAAAAUAAACAAUAGUAUUGUGAAAGUUAAUAUCCAAAAGAAUAUACUGGUUCUACUAGAUUAUAACCUGGAAGAUCCGAUUUAGCUGCUUCUGAUGAUCCAAAGUUUGAUAAUUAAUCAUCUCACUAAUAAGCUGCCAAUCAAGAUAAGCCAUUCUAAUCAAAUCCAAAUUAUCAAGGUGGUCAAAAAGAACCAAGAUAGCCUUCAACUAGAUUACCUCCAGGUAGAUACGAUCAACCUGAAUCUAAUGAUCCAAAGUUUGAUAAUUAAUCAUCUCACUAAUAAGCAGCUAAUUAAGAUAAGCCAUUCUAAUCAAAUCCAAAUUAUCAAGGUGGUCAAAAAGAACCAAGAUAGCCUUCGACUAGAUUACCUCCAGGUAGAUACGAUCAACCUGAAUCUAAUGAUCCAAAGUUUGAUAAUUAAUCAUCUCACUAAUAAGCAGCUAAUUAAGAUAAGCCAUUCUAAUCAAAUCCAAAUUAUCAAGGUGGUCAAAAAGAACCAAGAUAGCCUUCGACUAGAUUACCUCCAGGUAGAUACGAUCAACCUGAAUCUAAUGAUCCAAAGUUUGAUAAUUAAUCAUCUCACUAAUAAGCAGCUAAUUAAGAUAAGCCAUUCUAAUCAAAUCCAAAUUAUCAAGGUGGUCAAAAAGAACCAAGAUAGCCUUCGACUAGAUUACCUCCAGGUAGAUACGAUCAACCUGAAUCUAAUGAUCCAAAGUUUGAUAAUUAAUCAUCUCACUAAUAAGCAGCUAAUUAAGAUAAGCCAUUCUAAUCAAAUCCAAAUUAUCAAGGUGGUCAAAAAGAACCAAGAUAGCCUUCGACUAGAUUACCUCCAGGUAGAUACGAUCAACCUGAAUCUAAUGAUCCAAAGUUUGAUAAUUAAUCAUCUCACUAAUAAGCAGCUAAUUAAGAUAAGCCAUUCUAAUCAAAUCCAAAUUAUCAAGGUGGUCAAAAAGAACCAAGAUAGCCUUCGACUAGAUUACCUCCAGGUAGAUACGAUCAACCUGAAUCUAAUGAUCCAAAGUUUGAUAAUUAAUCAUCUCACUAAUAAGCAGCUAAUUAAGAUAAGCCAUUCUAAUCAAAUCCAAAUUAUCAAGGUGGUCAAAAAGAACCAAGAUAGCCUUCAACUAGAUUACCUCCAGGUAGAUACGAUCAACCUGAAUCUAAUGAUCCAAAGUUUGAUAAUUAAUCAUCUCACUAAUAAGCAGCUAAUUAAGAUUAGCCCUUUUAGUCUAAUCCUAAAUAUAAGUAGUUGAGACAUUAAAAAAUUGUUCAUUUGCCUGAUGAAAAUGAAGGUGAUAUCUCAAUAGCUUUUGAAGAUUAAGUCUGUCCGUAGGGUGAGGAGGACGAUACACCAUUUAAUGAUAUUAUUGAUGAUGAAGGAGAACAUUCCCAACAGAUUGAAUAAGAUAGUGAAGAGGAAGAGGAAAAAAAUGAAAUAGAAGAGGAAGAAUAAUAGGAAAUAGAAGAGGAAGAAGAAAAGGAACUAGAAGAGGAAUAAUUAAAUGAAAUAGAAAGUUAAAAUAAUGAAUAACAAGAUGAUUAACAAAAUACAGAAGAUACUAGAUAAGAAUAAUAAGAGGAGCCAGAGGUAGAAGAAGAAGUUAUUGUAAAAAAAAGCAGUUCUAAAUUAAAAUCAGAAAAACCAGCUUAAUCUUCGUAAGAAGAAGAAAUUAAGGAAGAGGGUAUUGUAAAAAAUGCUAAAUCUGGCUCUCAACCACCAAAGCCCAGUUAAUAAGAAGAACCUAAAGUAGAAGAAGAAGUUAUUGUUAAAAAAAGUAGUUCUAAAUUAAAAUCAGAAAAACCAACUUAGUCUUCAAAAUAAGAAGAAUUAAAAGAAGAGGGUAUUGUAAAAAAUUCUAAAUCUGGCUCUCAACCACCAAAGCCCGGUUAAUAAGAAGAACCUAAAGUAGAAGAAGAAGCUAUUGUUAGAAAAAGCAGUUCUAAAUUAAAAUCAGAAAAACCAGCUUAAUCUUCGUAAGAAGAAGAAAUUAAGGAAGAGGGUAUUGUAUAAAAUGCUAAAUCUGGAUCUCAACCACCAAAGCCCAGUUAAUAAGAAGAAUCUAAAGUAGAAGAAGAAGUUAUUGUCAAAAAAAGCAAUCCAAAACUUUAAGCUUAGAUGCCUGCAAAAUAAUCAGCUUCAAAAUCAAAUGAUUCUUAAUAACAACCAAAAGCGUAAGCAUAAAAGCCCUCGUAACUAGCUGAUGAAGAGCAUGAAAGUAAAGAUGAAGAUGCCUCUUCAGAACCAAUCCAUUAGUAAGUUAAAGAUGAUGAAGAGCAAAAAAAUGAAGACAUGAAUACAGAAACUUAAGAAUCAUCAAAAUAAGAGGAUGGUGACUAUUAUUCAGACGAAUAAUCAAAAGAACCUGAAGGUGGAGUUGUAUCAACAGAAGAAGGAAAAGAAGAUUAUGUAGAAGUUGAAGUAGAAGUUGAAGAGGAGGUACCAGAUGGAAAAGGAGGAAAGAAAAAAUUAAAAAAAAUGGUGAAAAAACUUGUAAAAAAAACAAAAUAAUAAUUUGCCAAAUUGGGAAAAAAUAAUAAGAAACAAUCUUUGAAAAAGUCGAACUCCUCUAAAUCAGCGAAUGAUCCAACUGAAUAAUCAAAAAAUGAAGGAGAAAUUCCAUUAACUAAUUCAGCUCCAGCAUCAAAAACUAUUUCCAAAAAGAUUCUUUUCAAUUCAGGGUCUGAUACAUAAAUGGAAGUAGAGGGGGAAGAUAAUUCUUAAACCGGUUCUGAAAUGGAAGAUAAUUAUAUUUACUAUCAAGAAUUCGAUGACAAAAUUAUAUAUUAUGAAUUUGAUCCAGUUAAUAAUGCUUUCAAAAAAUCGUCUGUAGUUCAGAAAACAAAAAACUAGAGAUCAUUAAUUAUAUAAUCUUGGGAUGACUUACUUGAUUCAACUUCAAGUGAUGAUAAUAAAGAUAAUGAUGAAAAAUAAGAAGGUGAUAAAUAAACAGGUAUCAACCAGGACGAACAAAAAUAAUAAUAAAACAAGAAAACUCAAGAUCAAUCUUAAUAAUAAUAAGAUAACUCAUAAAAAAAUUAAUCAUAAGAGGGUCUAUAAUCUGAUACAAAUGGGUAAAACUAGAAAGAAUAGUAACCCGAUUAAGUUGUUUCUGAUAUAUUAAAAAACGAAAAAGCCAAGGUUGAAGAAACGAGUUAAGAAAAUAAAGAAAUUAGUAAAGAAAUAAAUAAAGAAAAAUCUAUAAAAAUACAUUCUCUAAAGGAUGAAUACAAUGCUAAUGAGCCUACUUAAUAUAGCCCUCCUAAACAUAAGAUAAAUACAAGACCAUCUUAAGAAAAAAUAAUUAUACCUGUUUCAACAAAAUAUGUUUAGAGUGCAUUUGAUGGAGAAGCAGCUGAAUAAUAUGAAUUUGCAGAUCGUGAAAUGCUUUAAGAUUCGGAUGAGUAUGGAUAUGGAUUUUGGUUGAGAUACACUGAAAGUGCUCCUAAAUUACAUUCACGUUAGGCUUAGACUUUUUAUUUUAUAUCUAGAUUGACUUCUAACUAAGAUUAUAGAGACUUCACAUUUUAUGGAGAUAGAACUCUCUCAAUCUUUUUAUUCGAGAAUACUUUUGUUUUUUCAACUUAUGAUCAUGGAGAUAGAAAAAAAGUGAAGGAUUCAGUUAUUGCUUUAAAUGAAGAAUUAGAAAGCAUGUGGUAUUUCAUAACUUUCUCAUACAGCUUGGCUAAAAAGUCUGCUAUUGGUUUUGUAUUAGGUUAUGGAAAUAAUGGAAAGAUUUUGAAAACAGAAAUAUCAUGCUUACAUGUACCUCCAACCUAUUUUAAAUUGAUCAUAGGAGGCAAGCACCUUUCUUACUAAGGAUUUAAUGGAUAAUUUGCAAAUAUUUUCUAUGAUAUAGACGCUCCAGCCUUUAUAGAUUCAGAGUAAAAAUUAAAUGAAUUGAUAAAGACCAUUAGUAAUCCUCCUCAAGCAGUUAAUAGCUUGACUGAUUUGGAAGUUUUAACAACUCCUAAAUAAUUAAGUGCUAAUAGUAAAGGAGAUUCUUAAGAAUUGAAUCCAUAAGAAUCGUCUUUAAUCAUAGAGGAGUAUAGCAUAGCAGGUUGGUUUAGAUGGAUUGAUGAUUUAAAGGUUGAUGAAUAAAAUACUUUCUAAAUAUUUAAUUUAAGAUCAACUUAAAAAAAACAACCAAACAAAGGUGUAUUAGGAGAUAGAACAUUAGAAAUACAUUAUACAUAUGGAGGAGGAGCUAAGAGUACAGUCUAUUUUAAUACUUACACAAUAUAAGGUAAUAAAGCAAAAGGAACAUCUUAUAUUUCUAAAAACGUUGAAUCUCCAAAUUUGAUUUGGACUUAUGUAUAUUUUGGAUAUGAUAAUGAUAAAUUAAAAGCUUAUGGAGCAUUAAUAAGACCAGGAAAAGCAGAUGAAGUAAUUUUGGAUCCAAUACAACACAAAUUAGUGACAAAAUUAUAUUUCACAAUUGGAGGAGAUGAAUAGAUAUCAUCUUUUAAUGGAAAGAUUGGAUAUGUAGGAAUUUAUUUAGGACCUGGAGCCUUUAGAUCAAGUCUAGAUUUUGGGUAAUAAUUUUUCUAUGGCGAUGGAGCCGUUGGAGUUUAUCAACUUGUGAAACCAAUUUAAUACAAGGAUGAUGCUUAAGAUCCAAAUCUAGUUAGAGACUCUUAAUAUGAUGCUGAAUAGCCAAUAGUUGAUAAAAUCUUAUUGCAUGAUGAUAGCAAAUUGAGACUGAAUGGUUAAAGUGAAUAUUCAUUUGGUUUAUGGACAAGGUGGUUAUAGACUUUACCAAAAUUUUUAGCCUAAAGAGGAGCUGUACACAAUAUAGCAAGAUUUGGUACAGCACCAUAUUUAAUUGAAUAAGUAGAGGGUAAAUUAAAACGAGCAAAUACCAGACCUUCAACAGAAAAAGAUCAAACUUUAGCAGUUACAUUAAGUAAGGAUGCUUAUGAAUUUUAUACUUACAAAGCCAAAGAUGAAAUUGAGUUCAAUAAUAUUGAAGGAUCUUGGAAUUAUGUUUACUUUGGUUAUAAGAGAGUGGGUACUAAUGGUAUUGCCAAAGGAUAUGUAUAGUUUGGAUUAGAAGGAGAAAUUAAAGAGAUUGUUUUUGAUAUUUUGCAUGAUUUUCUUUUGGAAUACGUUGAAUUUGUUAUCGGAAAGAGUUAAGCUCCUCUUUUUAAUGGAUAAUUAUGUAAAAUUUAAUGUUCCAUUGGUCCAGGAUCAUUUAUCAGUACAGCUGAUGAUUUGAAAUUAUACACAUAAAACAGUCUUCCAGAUAAAGCUCAAAUUCGUCCCAUAAGUAGAUAAACAUAAUAAUUGAUUGGAACACCAGUUGAUUAACCUAGUUAAAAGUUUUAAUUUGAUAAGUUCUAGGGUAUUAAAGAAUAUAGUAUUUCUGGGUGGGUAAAAUGGAGUGGAGCAUAGAAACUUGGAAAAACAUUCCAUAUCGCAUCUAUGGCUUAAAAAAAAAUAGAUGAUUUAAAUGGUAAUUUUGAAUAGACUUUGUAAAUCUUGAGAUCUGAUCAAUCAUAUACUUUUAAUACCUAUUCAUGUAAAGGAGAUGAUUGUUCAGGCAUUGUUACUUAAGAUUAGUAAUUAGGAGAAUAUUGGGAUUAAUGGACUUAUAUUUAUUAUGGUUAUUCAUAAGUUAUGAAAAAAACAUUUGGAUAUGUUAAGUUCACAUUUACUGAUUCAAAAUUCAAUUAAGAUCAGGUGACUCAUUUUUAUGUAGCAGUUUUUUCAAUUAUCAUUUCUUCAGAGUAAUAGAAAUUUUAAGGAUCAAUGAAGACUUGGGUUAUAAAUGUAGGUGAAGGUUCAUAUAGAGAAGGUAAUUUUGUUUCAGAUGAGAAUAUAAAAGUACAUUUUGGAUUUGUUAGUGGAACUGAUCAUAUUAAAUUAGAAUAGGCUGGAUAAGAAGCUCAUCAUGUUGAAUAAGUUCUUGAAUGUGGAUCAAAUGAAAAAGAUGUUCCUUUGCAUGUUCAAUUUGAAUAAAGUGAUAAAUUACAUCUUCAUGGUGUAAGUGAAUAUGGAUAUGGAUUUUGGGCUAGAUUCUAGCAUUAUGGCAAGAAAGGAAUUCUAUAUUAACAACCAUAAUGGAUGGGUUUAGCAAGAUUAACAACAUAAAAGGACUAUAAAGAUUUUGAAUAACCUGGUGACAGAGUUUUAUUGAUUCUAUAAGGUAAAGGUGUUCAUCAUUUUUCAACUUAUAAUGUACAACCUUAAUCAAACAAUAUUAAUGGAAAUAUUCCAUAUUUAAUUGAAUCAGAAAGUGAAUGGACAUAUAUUUAUUUCAGUUAUAAACGAAUAUCUUAAACAGUUGGACAUGCAGUUGCUUUUACUUCUUAUAAUGAUAUUACAGCAGGUAUUUAAAUGGAUGUUCUUCAUAAUUUAUUGUAAAAUUAUUUGUAAUUAACUGUUGGCCAUGCAGGUAAAUUCUAUCCUAAUUUCAAUGGGUAAAUAACAACAGUAAGAUUUAACCUUGGACCUGGAGCCUUUAUUGACAAUAAAUAAGGUAUUUUAGGAAGAAUCAAGAAUAAAGAUCCAAAACCAGAAAUUAUAUCAAAUUAAAAGUAAUUUGAAAUUAUUGCAGGAAAACAAGAUGCUACUAAUCUAAAAAUUGAAAAUCCUAUUGUUAUUGAAUAAGAAGCAAGAGAAUAUUCGGUUUAAUUAUGGUUUAGAUGGUUUAAGACUGCUACAAAGCCAAAUUAAGUAAUUUAUAGAUUAACAUCUAAUAAAGGAGAGGAUGAUGCUAAAAAUAUUGGUGAUAAAGUAUUAAUGUUGUCUCAUAUUGGAACAGCUUUAUUUAGUACAUAUUCUUUGUAAGAUUAAACUUUAAAUAUUCCAUACGAAUGUAAUAUACCUAAAUAAUAAUUGGAAAUUUGGACCUUUGCUUAUUUUGCCUAUUCCAAGAAAGAGAGAAAGAUCCAAUAUUAUCUCAAAGCAGACACUCAUGAAAAUAAAGGUCUUGAACCAGUUUUACAUGCUGUGGCAUCAAAAUACCUUUUAUUUGUUGCAAGAGAUGGAUUUUUGGAAAACUUCUCAAGCAGAUUAGCAUAACUUACAGUUAACUUUGGAGAUGGAGCAUUUAGAAAUGAUAAUUUCCUUUAGUUACCAGUUUAUAUCUUAGGACCAAAAUUAUUUUCAUAAGAAAAAGUCCAUAAAUGGGAAAGAAGUGAGAAGUUGAUACUUGGAUAAUCUUAGACAAUUAGAUUUAAUGAUUAGCCAGAUAAGCCUAUAGAAUCAAUGUAAGAAUAUAGCAUUGGAUUCUGGUGCAGAUUCUUAUAAGCUUGGCCAGAAAGAUUGUAUAGAUUACCAUUAGAAAUGCAAUUAGUUAGAUUAACAUAUAAUGAGAAGUUAGAAGUUGGAAAAGUAGCUAUUGGAGAUAGAAUUUUGGCUUCUCAUCUUAUAUAAAGUGGAUUCUAAUUUUCAACUUAUGAUUUAAAUGAUGAUGCUCCAAAUGAAUUACAUUAAAUUCCUAACUAGAGAAUAGAAGGCUAAUGGCAUUAUAUUUAUAUGGGAUAUAUAAGAUCUAAAUAAGUAGCUUCCUUUUUCGUUUACAAUGGCUAAGAUAUGUAAUCUGCCAAAAAUUAGGAUGCUUUACAUAAACCACUUGGAGAUUUUGUAAUUUUACAUAUUGGUGGAGAACCAGAAGUGCCAUCCUUCUAAGGUAUAAUGAGCAAAAUAGCUCUUAGUUUUGGACCUGGAUCUUUCUUCAGUUUGGUAGAAGAAGUCAAAAAAACUAUUGAUAAUUCUUAUGCAUUAGAUUAAUCUUUAACUGUAGGAUUUAUUCAUAAGGAGAAGCAUGGAUAAUAAGAAUUAAUAGGGAAAUUAGAAAGUGUAACAGAUGAAAUAGGAGGAACAGAAUUGAAAGGAGAAACAUGGUCAACUGUAGGUGAAUAUGCAAUUAGUGGAUGGUUCAAGACAUCUCAAGUAAAUGGAUAAAGUGCUAAUGAUUGUUAAGUAUUAUUCAGAGUUACAAAUAAUGAUAGAGAACAUUUAAAUGAUAAGAGAUCUUAGGGAGAUAGAACAUUAUUUGCAUCAAUUUGUGUUGAUUCCCUUAAAUUAUCAACAUAUACAUUGAGUGGAUUGAAGGAUUGGAAUGAGGCUAAAUUUUUAGAAGAAAAUGUUCCAUUAGGUCAUAAUAAAAGAGCAUGGAUUUAUAUUUAUAUGGGUUAUAAUGAAGAUUUAUAGGAAGUACAUGCAUUAGUUCAUUUAUUUGAGGAAGAUAAACCUUUAAUAUUCAAAGGUGUUUAGCAUUUUGUUCCACAUUAUACUGGAAUUUAUGUGGCUAAAGAUCCAUUUACUAAAAGAUUUUAAGGUGAAAUUUAGAAAUGGGUGGCAUCUUAUGGAUUUGGAGCAUUUGUAAGUGUAUAAAAAAGAGGUUAUGAAGAUUUAUUACUUAAUUAUAAUGCACUGGCAAUCAAUCAAAAGUAUAUGUGGUUCAAAAAAGAAGAUCAAGUUGUUGAAACAGAACAAGCAGUAAUAUAAGAAUUUUCUUAAGAAGUUGAAUCAGUUGAUGAAUAUUCAAUUGGAUUAUGGACUAGAUGGUUAAUAUCCUUCCCAAGUACAUUAACAGAGAGAUAACCACAACAUAAUAUUUUCAGAUUCUCAUCUAAUAAGUAAGAUUAGGAUAAGAGUGAAUUAGGAGAUAGAGUACUGGCUGCAUACUUAACUAUAGGUAAUUAUGAAUUCAGUACUUAUGAUGUUAACAAGCCUUCUAAUGCUAUGGAUGCUAAAUUACCAUAUGUUGAAUUAGAAGGAAGUUGGACUUAUAUAUAUGCAGCAUAUAAGAGUGGAUAAUUUUAUGGAAUGGUGUUAUUUAGAGAAUAAUAAAAGGCAUAACAUGUUGAACUUUAAGUUUAACAUAGAGCUUUGACAGGUUAUGCUAAAUUUGUUAUGGGGGCAAAAGAAUUUGGAAGAAAAGGAUUUCAUGGUUGGUUAUUUGAUCCAAGAAUCUUUUUAGGAACUGGAGCAUUUAUAAAUGAAGGUUAGAAAGUUGUUGAUAUGGUUUUAAAACUUCAUCGCAAAUUACCAGUACCAGCACUUGAUGCAGAAGAUUUUAAAUGGCCAGUAAAUAUUAUUGAUACAACAUUACCAGAUGAUAUUAAUGAGAAAAAAGAUAAGUUUUAAUUUGCUUUCACAAAUAAAGUUGGUCUUUUAGAAUACAGUUUUGGAUUUUGGAUGCAAAAUGGUGUUUUAUAACCUGAAAUGCCAGAUGAUUUAAGAGGUCUUGUUAGGUUAACUACUAAUAAUGAAGGCUCAGAUGAACGAUACAUUGGAGAUCGAACAUUAGCAGUUUUCACCAAGGUUUAAUAAUUAGUAGCAUGCACUUAUACUCUUAAAGAUCCUUCUUUCGAACCAGUUUCACAUUAAUUUGAUUUAAUUCCUUAUUAAUGGACUUAUGUUUAUUUUGGAUAUACUCAAGGAAAAGCAAGAGCAUAUGUUUUAAGUAUUAAAGGACCAUCAGAAUAAAUAUUUUCAGUUAAACAUGCAGUACCUAAUGCAUUUUACUUAAAUAUUAUUAAAGAUUAAUCUCAUCCUUUAUUUUAUGUAUGAAUAUUAUAAUAUUCUUAGGGUAAAUUUUAUGGAUUGAAAGUCAAUUUUGGAUAAGGUAGUUAUCUAGAAAAUCCUUAAGAAAUGAUAGAGAAAUGGCCAUAUGAUCCUAAAACAUUACCAGUUCCUGAACCAAAGGAAGAGAAAGUAUUAGCUCUUAAUUCUGCUAAAGUAGAUAGAGCUCCAAAUACUUAGCAUGAGUAAUUCAAAGAAUGA
Paramecium pentaurelia is the source of this 10347-nucleotide messenger RNA. The record is from the annotation of a GenBank genome assembly. Lineage: Eukaryota; Ciliophora; Oligohymenophorea; Peniculida; Parameciidae.